AAAAAAUUGAAUUGGUUAAGCCCAAACACAUGCCCGCAUAGGAGGGAAGGGGAUAGAUAACAAACAUGAGUUCCAGUGCACAUCUUCUCUCUCCAUUCCCACCACCACUAUCCAAUCACUCUUCAACCCUUAGAAACUCCCCACACCGUCUAACCCCAUCGCUAAAUCCUCAAGAACUCAACGCAAAGCCCUCUCUGCUCAAGAAUCUACUCUCCUUAUCCCUUGCCUUGGCCCUAACUUCUCCGCUACCUUCUCUAGCAACCCCUUCUCUCAACUCCCCACCUUCUUUGCCCACCACUCCAUUCUCUCAAUCCAAGAACUUGCCCACAGGGUUGGACAAUGGGAAAAUCAGACCUUGUCCAUCGAUAAACCCUGGUUGCGUUUCAACGAAUCCACAAUCAUCAUCAUUCGCAUUCCCUUGGAGUAUUCCUGAAAAUAGUUCAGGCAAUGCUAUUAAGAAACUAGAAGAUGCUAUUAUGGAAACACAGAAAAACGCAAAGAUUCAGGUUGUUGAAGAUAUCCCAGAUGGCCAAUAUUUGCAAGCUGAGAUUGAUGGAGGGUUUGGUCGAGAUGUUAUUGAAUUUUUGGUGAAAGGAGAUAUGGUUGCUUAUAGAUGUAUGGCUACAAAGGUAACAUAUGUAUAUCCUUUCACCACAGCCUUGGGGGAUUCAAAGGGGCAAGAACAAAGAAUGAAGAAGAUCCUGGACCAGUUGGGGUGGUUAUCUCCAAGUUUUGAUUCCAUGGAUUUGAACUAUUGAGUUAUGUAAUUAUGUGUUUUACAUAGCCAAAUUGAAUCAACCCUUUAAACAACAAUUCCGAUUCAUCCAAUUUUAGAUAUCUGUUACAA
This is a messenger RNA of Rhododendron vialii, 847 nucleotides long. Its product is annotated as thylakoid lumenal 17.9 kDa protein, chloroplastic. The transcript has 4 exons. NCBI's taxonomy places the organism in Eukaryota, Viridiplantae, Streptophyta, Magnoliopsida, Ericales, Ericaceae. The record is from RefSeq and is a predicted model, not a curated record. Bases 66 to 758 code for a protein of 230 amino acids.